This is a messenger RNA of Rotaria socialis, 537 nucleotides long. The record is from the annotation of a GenBank genome assembly. Lineage: Eukaryota; Metazoa; Rotifera; Eurotatoria; Philodinida; Philodinidae.
AUGGGGUGUUUUCAUUCAUCAAUACGCCGAAUUAGCAAUGACUCUAUUUUCGAUUCGAAUGAUAUUUUACAUUUAACACAAUCAUGGAAUAUUAUUAAAACUCAUAAUCUUCAAAAAUUUGCUCAAGCUGUUCUCAUUAAAAUCACUAAUCAAAAUCCAUUACUCCGCAAAUUCUGGAUGUCAAAAGUUUCAGUUGAUGGAAAUAAUUAUGAUUAUAGUCAACAUGACUCAUGUUUACGAAAUGAUAUAAGCUGGCAUAUUGGAUUGCGUGAUCAAAGUAUUCAAUUUGUAUCCAUACUUGAUAAGCUUAUUUCAGUUAUUCACGAUGAAAAUCAUUUAAAAACAGAAAUUAGGUCACUCAAUAUUCCAGACGAUUUUUUCCGGAUUGAACAUAACUUAUUGGUGACAAUGACAAAUUGUUUAUUGAAGAAUGUCAGAGACCAUUGCCAAACGUUUAACUACGAUUUUACAGAUUCUCUUGAACAGGUUUGGAAUAAAUUUUUUAUGUUUAUUGUUCAAAAUAUGAAAAUAAAAUGA